AAUUAUUAGAAUUUAGAAAAAAUAGCUUGAUCCUCCAACCCCAUGGUAUUGAAAAAACUUCUUGAAUAAUCUUCAAAUCUGCAGAUCACAAAACGGAAAAGAAUAGAAGAUUCUGGAUGAUCGUCAAUUAAAAAUGGUUAUCGAGUUGAGAAUUAAAUUUUGAUAGGGUUUGUUAUGUAAGUGUAGCUUUGUUGUCAAUGUUAAGGUGAAAGGACGAUCUAACCGUUCGAAAUCACUAGAGCAAAUUAAACUUCCGCCAUUCCGUGAAGAUUUGUCGAGCAGGUUGCCAGACCGUUCAUUGUCUUAGCCAUACACCCCAGUCGGCGGGUAGAUAUACUUUGUUGACAGGAAUUUUAGCAUUUGUUUAGAAAAUGCGUAAUAAAUCACGCAGCUUUCAAAAUGCAGCCUAGCCAUUUAAUGACGAGAAGUGCCAGAGUUUUACUUGCUGUACGGUACUGUGACCUCAACCAUUCACGGAAGGAGCCAUUUCAAUCGUCCCACCUAUUUUCAAGGCUGAUUCGUGGAGAUUUCAUUCCGGAAAAGGUUUACAGAAUUACCUUUUCAAGUCCUGUCCCCGGUCAAUAGAAGUAGGCAACUAUACCAAAUCAUGGUGCGUAUUUUUAUAAAUCUGCAGCAGAGGUAAGUAUAUUCAUUUGCAUCAUUACGUGACCAGUCAUUAUACAAAUUAACCCAAUUCGCAGUUGUUUGCAACAUUGUGACGUUUGCUAUAUCGUCUUUGUCUUUCGCAGUAACUAGUAAUUUCAGAUUCCAUUAAAGGUAAGAUGUCUGUUUGUGACGUCUGCGUUGUCUCUUGUCUUGUUGCUUUAUCGUCUGCUUUUCUUGUCGUGUGGUAUGAGUGAUGUACGAAAGGUACCCAUAAUCCAACACAUUUUCUUUCAGGAAUACGAACAAACUGAGAACACUGUUAUCAUUGUUUCUUAAAUUGCUACAAAUAAAUUUCAGCAACCACUCCAAAUCCUUGUACAGAGUUUCGUGUGGCCCGAAAUUUGUCUGAGGAAUGUGGAAAUCACAGCAACACGGGUUACUGUGUUCCAGACAACAGCGCGUGCUUACCUUCCCUUGACGGAACUGACUGGAAAUGUCUGUGUAUUAAUGGGUACUUCACGUACAACUCCUCAUGUGUUCAAGCACCACAAGCUCUCUUUGAAACUAAGGAUGUGAAUCUAGGAAUAUUCAAAAGUGAUAGAAUUGUGUAUAUAAACCAAGACAACGUGAAUAAUUCAGAGCAUUAUUUUGAAUUUGGAGAAGAGGUUAAAGAAGUUGAUAGCGAUAAAGGCGGAUGCGUUCUGAAAACCUUAAAUCCUGGAUUCAGUUGCUCUCUGAACAGUUCCGGAAUAACUGUUAGGAUAACUGAGACGCUCAGUAGUAAACUGUACCACGUCAUAGCCCACGUGACUGUUUCGAUUGGUCUGGAACAAGCAGACGUUGACGAUACAUUAGCGAUAUCAUUUUAUGUUCAAACUGUUCGAGCGAACCAAACGAUAGUUCUGCUUGAUGGAACGUUGAAAAACACUCUGGUUACAACAGUCGAUUUGAUGCCAACUGAAACCAACCUUGCCUUAUCGGGAGAUGAUCGGUUUUACUUCGACAUAGAUUCGGCAGGAAUUGUAAGAACAAAUAGUACAAUAUCAUUAGAUGGUUAUGAUCCCAAACCUACUUCUAAGCUAUUCAAUGUAUAUUAUUUGGGGCCAAGUGAAUAUCUUUAUAUUGACAUCGUUGUAUACAGACCGAAAUAUGAAAUGAACAUUAAUGAAAACUCAAAUGGAACCGUGGUUUGCAAAACUUUAUCAAGUGAUUACAGUGCGAUUUUGCAGAAGAGUGAUUUCGUCGCAUUGCAAUCUGACGGUCUCGUAGUUGUUCAGAAACCUUUUGAUUAUGAAGCAGAAACUCUAGUUAACAAAGAAUAUACUUUCGACCUAUUUAGCCAAUACAGUGGGAGAAAUUUUACAACAAGAGUGACAUUAAAUAUCAUUGAUGAAAAUGAUGAAGCACCGUCCUUUCCAUCAAUCAAUAUGACGUACAAUUUCAAGGCAAUUCAGUCCGAUUUGAAGACUGUGAUAGGCGUGGUUUCAGCAGCCGAUCCCGACACCGUUGGAAAGCUCAACUACAGUAUCAAAGGGUUUACAGGAGAUCCCAGAUUUUCUGUCAGUCAAUCUGGAAUAGUCACUAUGGAAAGCGCUCAAAAAAGUGGUGAUGCCAUCGUCACGGUAUCGGAUGGAAAAUCACAUGACACCGCGUCAGUUCAUGUUGAGGUCAUUCCCGUCGUGAACAAUGAUACUCACGUGCAGAUAAACUCUACGUGUUUCGUGUAUGAAAACGAAGCCAUUGGCACACAUAUUUGCAAUGUUACCGAAACUGGAUACACGGAUUAUAUAUUUGACUCAGCAGAUGCACAAAAUCUUUUUAAUCUGGACAAAAAUACGGGUGUCAUUUCAACCAACGCUGGAUUAGACAGAGAAACAAAGUCUUCCUACAAGUAUUCAAUUCUUGCUAAAGACGAAAAGUUGUCAUGCAAAUUUGCUAGUAUACAAGUACAGAUUUUGAUAAAAGAUAAAAAUGACAACUCGCCAAAUUUCAGACCAGCAGCAUACAAAGGGUCGGUUUCUGAAAAUGCUGAUGUUGGAACAAAAGUAAAAUUGGAACAACCUAUUAGUGUUGAGGACGAAGAUGAAGAUCCCACAUUCACUUACAAUAUAACUGGAGGGAACUUUAGGAUAAAUUCCACUAGUGGGGAGAUUUACACGGCGAGUAAACUGGACAGGGAGACAACAAACAAAUUCAGCCUUACUGUGGGAGUUUUUGAUGAAAUUCACGCGGUUUCCACAAGUGUUGAAAUUGAAGUAGAAGACGAGAACGACAACUCGCCGAUACUGCCCAAUGUAACGUUUUUUUCGGUUCCUGAGAAUGCGUCCGAAGACGCAGAAAUAGGACAACUUCAUGCAACUGAUGCAGAUAUAGGGGAAAAUGCAAAACUAUCUUACACUGUGGAUUCCGACUAUUUCCGUGUCACGCCCACAGGAAUGUUGAUACGGGAUCGAGAACUGGACAGAGAAACACAGGAUCUGCACGUGUUCAACUGCACUGUGUCUGAUAAUGGACGUCAACAACGCUCCGUAACAUCAAGGGUUGAAGUGACCGUAACAGAUAUCAACGAUCCACCUGAAGUCAAUAACAGCGGAGAAUUGUUUAACGUCCCAGAAAAUUCGAACUGUACAGUGGUUCCGAAUAUGACGUAUUUCUUCACAGAUAAUGAUCUUGGCAACAAUAGAGAAUUGAACUUUACUGUUCAGAGUGCCACGGGGAUUUUUUUCAUCGAUUUAAACGGUGUGCUGUCAUGUCCAGUUCUAGACUAUGAAAAAAGCGAAAAGUAUUAUGAGGUGAAAAUUGAGGCGACUGAUAAUGGCAACCCCGCUUAUUCAGCAACUGUAUCAAUUUUCAUUGCUGUGGAAGAUGUUAAUGAUAACGCACCAGAGCCAAGUGAUGAAAGGGAAUUCGAACUAACAUUUUACGGUGGAGAAUGCAAAGGGGCUAAUUGUUCCAAACUAGUGGCUCUCAUCACAGCUUCUGACGUUGACUCCGGCGACAAUGGAGAAUUAAUUUACCAAGCGAUUGGUGGCAAUGCCAGUGAAUUUCUCUCAGUGGACAAAGAUACGGGACUGGUUACGUCAUUCACACCGCCACUACCACAAAACGGGACAUACCAUUAUAUAGUGGAUAUCUCCGACAAGGGCGAACCAUCGCUCAAUAGCACAAUUACGAUUUCGUUAAUUGUGGCGGUGUAUGAGGACACCUCCUUACAAAUUAUCGAUAUUUUCCCCACGGAAACCCUGAGAUUCAAUUGGACCGAGAACGUGGAAAUUCCUUCACCAUUUAUCUAUUUGAUGAACUUCACCACUAACUCAAUGUUAUCGGGAAUUGAUUUUCAUACUCCGAACUACAUCCUCGCUGAUUUCUACAUAGCCGGUUCCAAAAACGAUUAUCUCUAUGUUAACACAACCACUCUACAAAGGAAGCAAGGACAUUCUGAGACAUCAUUUGAUAGGGAAAAACAGAACCAAUAUCGCUUUAUUGUCCAGGCCAAACUUCCACAGUAUAGCAGACUUGCUGAAUUAAUCAUUGAUAUCUUGGAUGUGAAUGACAAUCCUCCUCAGUUCAUAGAUAAAGCUCAUCGUGUGGCAAUUAUUAAAGAAAACGCCAAAAACGGCACCAAACUAAAUCUUAAAUUUGCAGCAGUAGACCCGGACGAUGGAGAGAAUGCGAAAAUAGCGUACAAGAUUCCACGGGAAGAUUGUGGUGGCCUUUUCCAAUUUACAAGCGAUGGAAGGAUUUUUCUCAAUGGACAACUUGAUCAUGAGAAGAUGAAGUCCUGUAAUCUGACCUUUACGGUAUACAACAUUAACGAUGAGGUGACGAUGCAGUCCUCGGUGAAUGUCAGCAUUGAGAUUGAAGAUGUCAACGACAACACGCCAUUAUUCAAUAAUUCGGUGUAUCGUGUGUUACUCAAUGAAUCUUGGAAUGAAGGUGCUCAGAAAACACAGAUUGGCGAAGUGCUUGUUAGAGUUCCCGGUUUUUCUGUGGAUGAUGAAGAUUCCAGAGAGUAUGGAAUGGAAGGCAUUCGAUUAUCAAUACAAGAAUCUUGUCCGCUUUUGGUCAAUAAAGAUAAAGCCGAAAAUUUCAUCCUUAUGGUUAAUCAAAGUAUGACACUCGAUUAUGAGACGAAGAAAGACUAUAAUUGUACAUUGGAAGCGAAGGAUGGGGGUGGUCUCUCGUCGACUUCACUUCUGUCGAUUGAACUUCUUGACAUUAACGACAACUCUCCAGAAGCAGAUGACAUCAUACGGAGGGAAGUUCGACGUUCUAGAAACAUCAGUCACGUGAUCGUCGACGUAAUAAAUGCUACCGAUAAAGACAGUGGGGUUAACGCUUUACUUAAUUUUGCCUUUAAAUCCGGAAUCGGAAAUAAUGAUUACUUCAAGAUCAAUUCCACAAACGGUCAAAUAUCCAUUGCAAAAGACUUGUCAGGGCUUCAAGAGGACCGUAUCGUGCUGGACGUCAUUGUCAGCGACAGUGGUCAGCCUGUUCUGACUACCACAGUAAAGGUUGAGGUCAACAUAACGGAUGAUAAUGUUCGUCCGUAUUUUAACCAGACUGAGUACAAUAUCGAAGUUGAAGAAAACACACAAUUAUCGGGAUUAUUGGUGGCGGUGACAGCACUGGACAAAAAGAAAAAUGAGGAAAUGAUAUGUAAUUGUACCUAUCGUCUCAUGCACGACAAAUAUUCUGAUCCAUACAUUAUGCUUGACGGAUUGGGUGACAUAUAUGUGAAUAGGUCUCAAGCUCCGGAAUACGACAGAGAGGCUGAACCGACGGUCAAUUUGACUGUGAUAGCAGAGGACGAGGGAGGGAAAGAAGCCCAGGCAUCUGUCAUCAUCACUGUUUUGGACAAGAAUGACAACGAUCCCAAAUUUUUGAAGACUGUUUAUGAGUUUGAAAUCUUCCAGGAGGCCAGAGUACCGACUAUCAUUGGCAGAGUGCAAGCCGAAGAUAGAGAUGAGGGAGAGAAUGCAGUCACUAGAUACCAAAUCACAAACAUUACCGGCAAUUUCAACGAGAGUGUCAUUGCAAUAAAUGAAACAACAGGAGAGUUGUUCAGCAAUGGGUCUCUGGACAUCGGGUCAAUCACAGACUUCACGGAAUAUGUAACUGUAGAAGCCAUUGAUGUGAAAGAUCCCGGGCGCACGGACAGAGUCCAAGUCAAUGUUCUGGUUAGAUACAACGAUACGAACCAGAACCCACCCAAAUUUAAUGUAGAAAAUUCGGUGAUUCCCCGACGUAUUUCAAUGGCAGCUUAUUCAGAGGGAUUUCAAAUAGCCGUCUUAAAUGUAACUGAUGCAGAUUCUGGGAAAGAUGGCCAGGUCUCCUAUAGCAUAUUGGACGGAAAUGCUUUCAACAUGUUCCAAAUAGACAACACGGGAGCAAUUUCACUCAAACGAAAGGUCGAGUUCAUUGGUGAACAUGACAUAAACCUGACCGUGCAGGCUGUGGACAAAGGAGUCAAUCCAAAAGCAAGCACUAUUACUCUCGCCUGGAAGCUGCAGGGCCAGGCCUCAUGUACAGACCCUCAAUCAGCUACAGGCGGUCCCAGCGACACUGAAAAACUAUUCCAAACGGUCACGUGGGCGCUGAUUGGUGUCUGUUGUUUUCUGAUUUUGACCACUGCCAUCAGUAUUUGCGGAUGGUGCCGAUCCCGCCUCAAGGCCAAGAACGCUAGAUCUGAAUAUGGAAGUAACAGAGAGUCCUGGGGACUGAAGUAUAACACGAGUUACGGGGCUUGUCUUCCGCUCGGUAGGGACGAAUGGAAGCCGCCAGAUAUGCAGGACAGACGGAACGAGAGACCGGGUAGUACCAGCUUCGACAUCGGUGGUAGGUACCCACCAAAUCAACCAGAAGAAUUCGAUCAGAGAAAGAGUUUUAGGCUUUCUCUCUUUGAUUCGCAACCCCUGGAACCUCCGCCAUUACCAAAACCCAGGGACCCGGGAGCCCCGUUUAUCCCUAAACCAGACUAUGACUAGAAUUAUUCAGAAAAUAGAUUUAACUUAAAUUGUUUAUUACUUGAUUGUGUGUGUAUAGAUGAAACAGUAUGUGCUUGUUUAAAAGUGAAACAGCUUCUAUCUGAAUGAUGCCUGAUAGUGAACGAUUUUAAAUACAAGGAGCAUUUAAAAAUCACUGACUUCAUGUUGAUUUAUGUUCCAUUUAAUUAAUACUCAUUUUUUCCCAAUUAAACUAACACCUGAAUAUUUUA
Ostrea edulis (European flat oyster) is the source of this 6823-nucleotide messenger RNA. Its product is annotated as protocadherin Fat 4-like. NCBI's taxonomy places the organism in Eukaryota, Metazoa, Mollusca, Bivalvia, Ostreida, Ostreidae. Gene Ontology annotation, cellular component: plasma membrane. Gene Ontology annotation, biological process: homophilic cell-cell adhesion. Bases 1557 to 6593 code for a protein of 1678 amino acids. Gene Ontology annotation, molecular function: calcium ion binding. The transcript is spliced from 29 exons. The record is from RefSeq and is a predicted model, not a curated record.